Molecule: messenger RNA, 1542 nt
Organism: Penicillium chermesinum
Lineage: Eukaryota; Fungi; Ascomycota; Eurotiomycetes; Eurotiales; Aspergillaceae
Product: FAD-binding oxidoreductase
Exons: 6
Coding region: 1-1542 (513 amino acids)
Molecular function (GO): FAD binding
Source: RefSeq, a predicted model, not a curated record
AUGAGAUUGACUCUGCAUAACGCUGUGGCUCUCCUUGCCGCUGCUGGCCCCAUCCUGGGCAGCCCGGCCGGCGACAUGUCCGCAUUUCUCGACUCCAUCAGGGUCAACCGCGCUGCGCUUCCGCCCUCGCUGGAUGGAAGAGCGGAUUCUGGUUGCCUAUCUGCCUGUGACAUUUUGCAGACCGGUUUCCCGGACCGCAUUGCCACGGUGGCCGCAAAUGAGUCCACCUACACGCAGGAAGCCGACGCUUACUGGUCCGCGAGCGCAUGGACAGCUCCCACGUGCAUCUACACGCCGACCACUCUCGACGAGCUCAAGGCGGCCAUCCUGGCUGCCCAAAGGACCCAGUGCAAGUUUGCCGUCCGCAGUGGUGGUCACUCGCCGUUCCACGGCUUUGCCGGCAUUGACGAGGGACUCCUCAUCUCCAUGGCCGGAUUCAAGGAUCUGGAGUACAACAAGGACACUCAGGUGCAGCGCUCCGGCAUGGGCAACCGCUGGGGCGACAUUUACAAGUCCCUCAUCGAAACUGGCCGCCUUGUCGUCGGUGGCCGUCUCAAUGAAGUCGGCCUCGCGCUUGCUGGUGGUGGUGGCCUCUCUCAUCUUUCCAGCCUGUACGGCUGGGCCUGUCAGAACGUCAUCUCCUACGAGGUUAUGCUCGCCAACGGCAGCCACGUCGAAGCCAGCUACGAAAAGAACUCGGAUCUGUACUACGGUCUCCGCAUCGGCAACAACAACUUCGGCAUCGUCACUCACCUCAACCAGCAAACUUACCCUAUGGGCAAGGUCUGGGGCGGCACCGUCAUUUACUCGGGAGACAAGGCCAAGGCCUUUAUGGCUGCGCUCGCUGACUUCCAGGCGGAUGGACAGCUCGACCGCAAGGCCGCAAUUCUCCCAUACCUGGCAUUGACAAACGACACCAUCUUUGCGACGUUUGCCUACUUGGACCCGACCGUCAAGCCCAAUGCCUUUGAUGCGUUUUUCCAAAUCCCCAACGUCACGGACCUUACCAAGGUUCAUGACAGCUUUUAUGAUCUUGCCAGCACGGGACUGCCUUUUCUGCCAAGAUGGACAUACGCGGCCACUAGUGCUCUCCUCGACAAGGACACCUACGUCGGCAUCGUUGACAUUAUGUCAAGCUUUAACGACCGCAUGCACAAGAUUGCCAGCGGCACCCUGGCGCUGAUGACCCAGCCCAUCUCCAAGAACAUGGUCCUGGCCAGCGAACUACGUGCCGGCGGCGACCCGCUCGGCGCGAGAAAAGAAGCACAGCUCUGGAUGGGAGUCACUGCCGGCUGGGCCAACGGCGACGACGACGCGGCUGUGUUCCGCAUCGUGCAAGACUGCACCGACGCUAUUGAGGCCUACACCAAGGAUAGAGGCUUCUAUGACCCGUUAAUCUUCGUCAACGACGCGUUCCCCACGCAGAAGCCUCUGCAGAGCUUUGGUGCGGACAGCUAUGCCAAGCUCAGAGCCGCCAGCGCCAAGUACGACCCCGAUGGCGUCUUUCAGAAGCUGGUGCCUGGCGGCUUCAAGCUGAUCUAG